Messenger RNA from Pundamilia nyererei, 4315 nucleotides. Its product is annotated as BRCA1 DNA repair associated. The record is from RefSeq and is a predicted model, not a curated record. Bases 87 to 4172 code for a protein of 1361 amino acids. NCBI's taxonomy places the organism in Eukaryota, Metazoa, Chordata, Actinopteri, Cichliformes, Cichlidae. Gene Ontology annotation, molecular function: metal ion binding; ubiquitin-protein transferase activity. Gene Ontology annotation, cellular component: BRCA1-A complex; BRCA1-BARD1 complex. Gene Ontology annotation, biological process: sex-chromosome dosage compensation; chordate embryonic development; double-strand break repair via homologous recombination. The transcript has 21 exons.
GAAGACGGUAGUUGCGGGAAAACUGAAGCGGAUGAUUCUCAUGUUGGAGGCUCCAAACUGCAAGAAAACAGUCUUUUAGAAUCACCAUGAAAACCCCAAAAGUCUCAGAUGUCAAGAAAGGGAUUUCGGGGCUUUGGGAGACUCUGCAGUGUCCCAUUUGCUUGGAUUUAAUGACUGCUCCGGUAUCUACUAAGUGUGACCAUCAAUUCUGCAAAUUUUGCAUGAUGAAACUUUUGGACAAAUCCAAACAAAACAAAGCCAACUGCCCCGUGUGUAAAAGCACAGUCACCAAAAGGAGCUUACAGGAGAGCCCUGGGUUUCAGAAACUUGUCGCUGGUUUGCAGGACAUGAUCCAAGCAUAUGAGCAUGACACUGGCACAAACUACUUCACUGGAACAUCCCAGCAAGGGCGAUGUGCAGGUGUCACAGGUGCAGAAACUACUAAAGGAGCUCUGACAUCUGGAGAUGCAUGUGGCACUGACAUUGACAAUGAACAAAAUGCACUCUUUGGUGAUCUUCCAGAAUCCCACUCCUCAACUAUUGCAGCCCAGAAUGGAUUUGCAAGACUCAUGGGGCUUGAAGAUUCUGCUCCUUUGACGACAGAAAAUGAAGCUCUGGAUAGCGGGCUUGGUGAUGCUCCACUAACGUCUGACAAGAAAAUGUCCAGCCCCACAGACAACGGGGAACCAGUGAAAGCUGAAAUGUCAGACGUUGUGGCGAAUACUUCAAAAACGCGUAGGAAUAGAGGCAAAAGGAGCCGGGAGAAUGCCUCCCUUUAUUCAUCAUUCAUUCCAGAUGAAAACGAAGACCAAUUCCAAAGAAAGUCCUCGAGGAAGAAGCAGAAAAAAGAUGUGGAGCCCGACAAGAUCCUUGACCAUAAGCGUAAGAAAAGUUUAGAGAAGGUUGCAGAGUGGCUCAUGAAAGUUCCAGCUGAAGGAAGUCUUGAGUUAGAAAAACCAGAUGAAAACUCUGAUGACUCUGACAGCUGUUCCUCCGCUUCGACAAUAGAUAUCAGGCAAUGCAACAGUGAACUGAAUCAGAAGAAAGAAGAGCGGGCCAAAGCCCUCGAAGAGCAGGUGUUUGGGGCUGUCUACAGACGAAGAGUGAACAGGAACGUCUCUCCUCCGCUUAAAGUUUUUACAGAGCCAUCGAUAGCUGAAGAAAUAUUGAAGAGUGAAGAUGCUUCAAGUAUUAGAGAGGAAAACGGUUUUGCUUCUUUUGCAAAAAUAAACAAAAGUAACGUGGCGGAUGAGCAGCAAAUGACAGAAGAAAUAAAUGAUGGCAGUGGCAUUUGUAAAUCAGCAGAACAGAUGGAGAUCGGGACAGAAAUUGAUACAGGCAUGCAUGUGGACGAGUUUAACAACUUUCCAGAAAGUCACCAAAACAGAGGCAGAGAUGACGUUUCCAGUGUUGUGCCUGAUAAUGUAGAACAACAACUGGGGAGGAAGACGAGGAAAAGGACGUGCAAUGUUUUGCAACAGGUAGACAGCGACUUACAAGAGCAAGCUCGGGCAAAAUCAGAGGGUGGUGAGCAAAAGAAAACUGACAAAAGGAAAGGUAGAAACACAAGAUCCGAAAAAGGCAAGCCCUCCAGAGUGCCGAAACCCCUUGUCCUCGUUGGAGUUCAGAAUGGGGAAACCAGCCCUGUUAUUAGAAUGAGAGCAGAAGAAGUUCAGGUUCAAAUUGAGAAUUACCCUAGCAGCGAGGACCAAGUAACUCCUGUCGUUAAGAGCAGUAGGAGAAGCAGAAGACUUCAGCUGUUUGCUGAGGAAGUCCAGGAGGGUCACAAGCAGGCGAGCGAGAAAGCUAAGGCAACUGAAGGAAACAGCAGUGUGGCAAAGCAGCCGGAACAUGCUAAUGGCGAAGCGCUUGAUGAUGUAAAUAAGGUGGUAAAGUCAGCUAAAAAAAAUGGAUGUGUUUAUAAUGAAGACAUAGGAGAGAUUGAAAACAUAGAGUGUGCUGAGAGAACAUCGAAUCUGAGGCCAACAGAAGCUGUUAAAGAGUUAAAUGCUGCCUCAGGCUCUGCUCAGCUAGAUGAUGCAGCCGUGGUUGAAAGUGACAAUCAAAACAGUAUUCAGUCACAGGCCUCGGUUUGUAAAACUAAAUGUACCGAAACAGAAAACGAGGAGGACAGGAACGACAGUGAGCUCGACACGGAGCAACUUCUCAAGAGCUUCAAAGCAACUAAAAGGAAAUCUUUCUAUCUUGGAAGUCCAGACGUGAAAAGCAGCCGCGGUUCAGACAAAGACGCCAUCAAAGAACCAGAGAAGAAACAUGAAGGUUGUUCUGGUGUUGAAUCUGCAGAAAAGGCUUUAGGAGACUCCAGCAAGUCCUCUUAUGAUUUCAUCUCUCCUUCCAACUCACCGGUCCAGCCGAGAAUAACUGUUUCUGAGAAACGGGAUCCGGCAGCAGUGGAAGCCUUGAUCUCUGAACAAAACUGUUCAGGUCGCUUCAGGAGUAGUCCUAGCAGUGGACUGAGUCCUAACAAGGAGUCAAAACGUGAUGCAGAAAGUCCUCCUCUUUCUGUGGUCCCUCAGGUCGUAGAUUCUGGUCUCUGCUUCACAGCCGUUGAAUGUGACGAGCUAAAGGAAGCCUCUCAAAACACAGAGAGUCGGGCUGACUGUGAGGAUGUGAAGGGGAUAAAAGAUGACGCACCUGCCACUUUAAAGUGUUCCUCAGUCAACACAGCUGAACAUAGGGCAGUUCCAGAGUCUUCUUUGACCCCUGAUGACCUUAUCGCGUCACCGGUCCAAACUAUCCACAAAGCAGAGAUUAACAGCAACGGUAGUGGAGAGGUCAGCAUCAACUCCUCCAUCAAUAGGAAGCCGAGGAGGAAGAGAAAGGCUCAGAGACUGGAGCCUUCAUCCGAGUCCGAUAGCAGUGGAUCCAAAGAAGAAUUACCCACUCUGACACAAAUCUUUGGAACAUCAGCUCGUCCUUCCGCUCAGAAUCGGAGCGACUCCGGUGAAGACGACAGAUGCGAGGGAACAGCUGAUGCAGCAGAUCGGUUACCACCUGCAUGCCCCAGCCCCGACUGCGUUGAUUCCAGUCAAGCAUCUGUGGACUUGUUCGGCACGCCAGAAGAAUGUGACGUUCCGGUAAAUGACACCAGUGUUACCAUAGAAUCGUCACAGUUUUCAAGCGAAGUCCUUGUUACACAGGAGAAAGAGAGCAGUCCUUCCAAAGAAAUCCCCCCACAAACCCAUCAGAGCACCAGAGACAUGGGCCCAGACGCUCACAGACAGCUUCCUCGUGACCAGGACGCAGGGCACGCCGCAGACAGGAAAGAUGUUCCAGAAGCGGGACCGAACCUAAACCCAGAACCAUCUGAUUGCAAAGGUGUUCCCGAACCCAACCCGUCAGAGCCUGAAGGUGACACACAGAUGGCAGCGCAGAAGUCUGCGCAUAAAGGGGUCGGUGUCAAAGGCACUGGAGUCUCCAAAACACCUUCUUCAACUUCAGCAGCUAAGACUCAGAAGGACAGCAGUUCUCUGUCCGACGGGCAAGAAGACAAAGAAAAUAACAGCCCUCCAAAAGACGCAUGCAAAGCUAAGCUGGUGCUUGUGUCAUCAGGAUUGGGCCCAAAUGAGCAGAUUAUGGUGAAAAAGUUUGCCAAGAGAGUUGGUGCCCGUGUGGUUUCCCAGGUAACACCAGAAGUGACUCAUGUCAUCAUGCGUACAGAUGAACAGCUGGUAUGUGAGCGCACACUGAAAUACUUCCUGGGAAUUGCAGGCAGGAAGUGGGUGUUGAGUUUCCAGUGGAUUUCUGAGUGCUUCAAACAAAAGAAAGUCUUAGAUGAGAGUCCGUUUGAGGUGAGAGGGGAUGUGGUGAAUGGGCCCAACCACCAGGGCCCCUCAAGAGCUCGGACCACUGAAGACAGUAAUCUGCUCAUGAAGGGCUUCAGCAUCUGCUUCCAGGGGCCUUUUACAGACAUGACUGCAGAUAAAAUGGAGUGGAUGGUGGAGCUCUGUGGAGCCGCUGUAGUGAAAGAUCCACUUCUACUCGAUGGUAAACAGAAGUCCCGGCAGCUCGUCAUUGUACAGCCUAAACCAGAGUCAUCAUCUUCAACUUACAACAGUCUUUCCAAACAAGCUACUGUUGUAACCCGUGGUUGGUUGUUGGAUACAGUUGCGACCUACACCCUUCAAAAUUACAGCAGCUACAGAACAUAACCCAAGGAACCCAGAGAUCUUCCCACGGCUUCACUAUGACCUCUUAUGGGGAAUUUAACUGUUCCAUUUUUUGUUUUUCCAAAAUAUCCACCUGUUAUACAUAUUUCUGUGUCUCGCAUUGUAUGAUGUAUAUAAAGUACUCG